Molecule: messenger RNA, 855 nt
Organism: Panicum hallii
Lineage: Eukaryota; Viridiplantae; Streptophyta; Magnoliopsida; Poales; Poaceae
Exons: 1
Coding region: 194-535 (113 amino acids)
Cellular component (GO): chloroplast
Source: RefSeq, a predicted model, not a curated record
CACAAACUACCGCGAGAACCGCAUCACAGGUCGGUCGGUGAGAUCACAGUGAACUGAUCGAGCUGUGCAGGUGCGGAUAAGCCGCCUGUGGACGCCACGAGCCUCCGGGCCAGAUACAAGAGCCGGAAAAGAAAGCCCGAAACGCCACAGCAAAUUCUUGCCCCGCUUCCGCACACUCCUCUCGCAGCCAGCCAUGGCAUCAUCAGUGGGCUUCGGCACGGUCGCGCCGGCCGCGGCGUCGCCGGCCGGCCGGAGCCUGGGCCGCCGCGCGGCGCACCCGCCCACCGCGCGCACCGUCCCCGCCGCGACGAAGGCGGUCGCGGCUGCGGCGGCGAAGGCGGAGGAGAAGGGCCUGUUCGACGCCAUCUUCGGCGCGCUGUACAAGGAGGAGCAGCUGCUGGAGACGGACCCCAUCCUGAACAAGGUGGAGGGCAGGGCCCCCGCGCCGAGGAAAGCCGCCGGCAAGCCGGCGGCCGGGCAGAGCGGCGGCAGCGGCGGGUUCAGCCUCGGCGGGCUCUUCCCCAAGAAAGAGUGAAAGGCUCGCGAACACAGAUCAAAUCUGGUUCAGCCGUCUCCAUUGUAAUGCGCUUAUACCAUUGCUUAUACUAGCACCCUAAUAAGGGCACCAUCUUCAAUGCACCAGCGGAAGUUUUUUUCCCCCCACGCAGGUUCGCUGGUGGCUUUUGAUCACCAAGAUUAGCAAUUUUGUGCUCUGGAAGCAGGAUGUGGCUUAUGUAAAGUAACAUAUGCUAGUACAUCCAGUCUCAUCAUUAUGGUCGUCAGAGGCAUGGAUCCCCUGCAAACUCUUGCUUGCAAAAGUUAACCAGUUACAUAACUCCUUAUACUUGGUUCAUC